ACUCAACGCGACGCGACUCGGCUCGACGGCUCCACUGUUCUUCGACGCAUAGUACACAUUCAUUUCGCAUCGCGCUUUACCUCGAACGCGUGCUACGAACGCCGAACGCGCCACUCAUUCGCAACUUUUGGUUGAUAGUGUCGGUCUGAGUUAGAUUUGGUGGUAUACCAAGAAAAUUAAAUUGAAAAUUUGAAAAAAAAAAACAUUUUUUUCGUCGAAAAUUUUGAUAAGAAAUAACGGUGCAAAAAUUACUGCCAAAUUUAUUGAUUAACCGUUCGUGGCACAGUGGUGAGCGCGCAAAGCAGUGUAGACAUAUAGAAAUUUUUACUGUUCACAAAGUAGAAUUUCUUUCGAAUAUUAAUUAAUUACGUGUCGUUGUUGUUGCACUCAGAGGAAAUUAUAUAAAAUCAAAUUUGAAAUGCAGUCAACAAUCCUCGCUAGCGUUUUGGUGAUUCUAUUGGCCGUACAGCAGGGUGCCGCCAUCAAGUGUUACGUAUGCAACAGUCACAAGGAUGCCAAUUGCGCACUGGACAUACCGCCAGAACAUUUACUCAAGGACUGCGAAGAGGAUUAUUCGACACGCGGCAAAGGUAUACCGACCUACUGUCGCAAAAUCUCGCAAAUCAUUGAAUUCUCAGUAAAUAACUUACCACCAGACAGUCGCGUCAUACGCUCUUGCGGUUUUCUGAAUCAAACAUCGACCAAUUACUGUUACCAACGCGCCGGUUUUGGCGGUCGCCAAGUGGUCUGCUCCUGUGACAAGGACAAUUGUAACGGUGCUGGCGCGCUCAACCUGUCCAUCGGUGUGAUGUUCGCCGCUGCUGCCGCCAGCGGUUGGGCUGUGCUAUCACUGCUGAAACGUUCAUUGGUUUAAAGCGCCAUUUUAGUUUGAGUCUUGCAAAAAGCAAAAACAAAUUUUUCAAAUAUUUCACUCAACACUAGCUUGGCUUGUUACACAUACAGACAAACAGACAGAAAUAUGUUUUUUUGUAUUAAUUUUUUGUUCGUGCGGUUAAUAUGAUGUGAUGUAUUGUUGUUGUUGUUAUUUAGCUUAUUUACAUCAAACUUUAUUUGAAAUGCUUGCGCUGCAUAUUUAUUAUUUACACAAUUUCGUCACAAAAUAUAUGUAAUUUCAAUAUAUGCUAGGUGCAUACAUACACACACAUACAUAUAAAUACAUGCAUUCAUAUGUAUAUGUAUAUUAUUUACGUCCGUUGAAGUACUAUAUUUAAUUUUUAAUAACAUACAAACGCACAUACAGUUAUUAAGGACAAAGAUAAAGCGGAGGAGUUGUCGUCACUUAGCAGAAAUUAGGUAAAAAAAGCAAACGCCUCAACUGAUGAAAUUGGUUUUAAAGUUAACGCGCCCAGUUUCAUCGAAGUAUAAUACAUACAUAUACAUAAAAUUUAAGCGCUCUCCUAGCAAAUAAAACAACAAUAAUAAUAUGUAUGUAUAUGAAAAGAAACGUUUGAUAUAAUAAAAUCCAGUAGCAGUUCAGAUUUUGCACAAUUAGUGAACAAACAAAGUAACAAAAUUAAAUAGCAACAAAUGUGCGAAACGUUAUAUAAGAAAGCUUUAAUGUAAUAGAUUUUUAAUUAUAAAAAAAAAAAAACAUUUUAUAACUUUGAAGAAAUUACCGGAUUCUGCUGCUUUUUAAAGUAAACUCUAACAAAAACAAUUGAAUCCGUUAAAAAUAAUUAAUUUGGAAUUCUGUUUUAAGGUUUAUGCAUUGCAAUACUUUUGAUUACUUAUUUUAUUACAUACAAACAAACACAUACAUAGUUAAAAGAGUAACAUUUAAACAAACCCACUUUACAAAAACAACACACAAAAGCAAUGUUUAACCAACUGUAAAUCCACCAAGCCGUAUUGUAUUAUUGUAGCGAAUCUUUAGAAGAAGAACAGAAAAACAUUUGAAACUGCAUCGUUUAUAUGAAAAAAAUUAUAUACAUACAAAUAUAUAAAAUUAAAAUGAUAACAGCGGGCAGGCAGUGCGUACAUUUGGUGCCAAUGGACGAUUUUCGUUGUAAAGUCGUUGUAAGUAACUAAUUGUUAAAAUAAAGGUAAAAUAACGUACUAAAUUCACAAGUAUUGUAAAGUCAUAAUUUUGUUCUCGUUUUUGCUUUUAAAAUGAAGCAAAAGCAAACAGCUGAAACCAAAAAUUAGUUAUAGUUUUGCUACGCAAGAAAAUCGUUUAAAUGCAAACAUUUCAUUUCAAAUUGAAAAUGUUUCGCAUUUGAUUUUCUCGUGUGAUCUUUCUUAACUUUAAGCGAUUAUAAAUGAAAAUAGUUACAAUUAUAAAAAUUUAAACGAAGAAAUAAAUGAAGAGUAAAUAAAAAUUUGACAAAUAGCA
This is a messenger RNA of Bactrocera neohumeralis, 2353 nucleotides long. RefSeq lists its product as uncharacterized. The record is from RefSeq and is a predicted model, not a curated record. Lineage: Eukaryota; Metazoa; Arthropoda; Insecta; Diptera; Tephritidae. Bases 419 to 874 code for a protein of 151 amino acids. The transcript has 4 exons. Gene Ontology annotation, biological process: sleep; regulation of synaptic transmission, cholinergic; positive regulation of voltage-gated potassium channel activity.